Molecule: messenger RNA, 1014 nt
Organism: Penicillium mononematosum
Lineage: Eukaryota; Fungi; Ascomycota; Eurotiomycetes; Eurotiales; Aspergillaceae
Exons: 2
Coding region: 1-1014 (337 amino acids)
Source: RefSeq, a predicted model, not a curated record
AUGAUUUCUGCUGUCCUUCAGACUCCACCUGCAUCAGUCUCAGACCAGGGUAGCUCCUCCAUCUGCUGUCCCGCCGGUAGUGAUUGUAACUACAUCUCGCCGAUUACAUGUGAUAUACAGCAGCAGGAUGUCACCAUUUACCCAGAGAGUGUCAUCAAGACAACCCGUCUGGGCGACAGCCUUCCGAAAUGCGGCGAUGCGUGCUGCCCCAUCUGUAUCCAGCUCCUCUACGAACACAGCAUCAUCCUCGACAACGGCUACAAGCUCUGCAACACCCCAGGCAACCAUCACACCCGUGCCAUCCCCUCAUCCGAAAAGUCCUCGAACUCCACAACCUGCGCAGCAGUAUCAACAUCCUGUCCCUCCUUCCCAGCCGGAGCUAUAGCAGCAGGAUUCUUCCCAGGCGCAGUCUUCGGCGCUGUCGCCGCCCUCUUAAUAACAUUAUGUUUCCGACGAGCCCGAAAAGAUGAAUGUGAAAUCCAAGAAGGCAAAACCGGACCAAACUGGUCCCAACGCUCUUCUUCCGGCGCGAUAUUGUGCAUAUCAAAUCCCAUCCCCCAAGACGAUACCUCCUACCGUACCGACUUCCUCCGAAGCCCACCACGAGCCAAGCGCUCUUCGAUAGGAGGACGCUCCACCCGCACGAUGAUCCAUCGCACCGGCAGCAGGGUGCGGAGUCUAUUCUCCGGUUAUCCAAGACAGAAUCCUCAGCUAGACAAGGAUGUGCCGCCUAUCCCUAUGCCGAAUCCCGUGGCAUCGGCCCCGUUUACUCCGCCUCGGCAGCGUCAGCCGAGCACGGAAAGUAUCAAGGUGUAUUCGCCGCCUGAGUCGUUGUUUUUGCAGAAUCGCAAUCGUUUGGGACCAGAGCCGUAUCCUGGUUCUGCUGCUAGGCCGGAUACUCUGUUUAGCAACCUGAUGCGGGAUGUUGGGACUCCUCAGGGUGGUAAGGGGAAGGUGCCUUAUCCGACUCACGAUGAUAACCGGGAAAAUCCGUUCCGGGAUCCUGUGCGUUGA